Molecule: messenger RNA, 938 nt
Organism: Blastocystis hominis
Lineage: Eukaryota; Bigyra; Opalinata; Blastocystidae
Exons: 5
Coding region: 1-915 (304 amino acids)
Molecular function (GO): zinc ion binding
Source: RefSeq, a predicted model, not a curated record
AUGAAGUAUUUGCUGUUAUUUAUAAAGUUGCUUGGCUUGUUUGUUUGUAGACAUUUUACUUCGCUUCGGGGAGAGUCUAUGGAUAGUCAGCUUACACGAGCAGACAAGCGAAGAAGGAAGAAGAAGGAGAGAAAAAGGAAGCAACGCCAGUUGUUUGCUAUUUCUACAAAAACAAAUUCCAUUGUGUCAGAAAACGACAAAGACUCAGAGGAGAGUUCUGUAAAUGAGGAAGAAAGGGUUUCCGUCACAGUUCCUUCUAUCUGCGAGGAAUGCAGUGAAAAUAAGGUUCAGUACCAUUGUUUGGACUGCAAGCAUUAUUAUUGUUCGAGUUGCUAUGAACGAAUUCACCGAGAGCUAAUAAAGGAGAAGAGAGAAACACAUCCAAAUUGUAUUGAUCUCCUCGAAGAGAAAGAAAGGGAAAAGAGCACGCCGAUUGUGAGUCAGAUGGAGGUUCUCGCGCGCAAUAUCGGGUUUGUUCCCAGUCGGUCAGAAAGUCAUUCUACAGAAGAAGUGAAGCCAAUUUGUCCUCAGCCCAAGCAGCACAACGGACUACGUUGCAAGAAGUGUUUUGAGUUGCUCGUUCGUGACGAUGAGUUCUUGUUUGCAGGUGGCUUGCUGCUCGUGAAUCCCAUUAUUUUAGUGAAACACGGAUGGAAAGGACUUCACGAGAAGGGUGGCGUGGUAUUCUGUAAAAAUAUGCACAAUGUGGGGAGAUUAGCGAGAGCGACCUAUGCAAAUCAAGGAAUUCCAUUUUAUCGACUUCGCGGUGAGAAGACGACUUGGGAGGAAAAUUACAUCAAGAAUCCGCAAUUCAGGGACUCCGAAAUAAUCAGAAACAAACCCAUUGGGAUUACUCGUCCGCUAAUGCCCUGCGAACUGGAAGAAUUGAGGCAAAAGGAAUCAAAUCGAAGGUGACUGUAUGGAAAUCGAUAUAACAA